Molecule: messenger RNA, 1992 nt
Organism: Manihot esculenta (cassava)
Lineage: Eukaryota; Viridiplantae; Streptophyta; Magnoliopsida; Malpighiales; Euphorbiaceae
Product: sucrose-phosphatase 2
Exons: 10
Coding region: 268-1614 (448 amino acids)
Biological process (GO): sucrose biosynthetic process
Molecular function (GO): magnesium ion binding; sucrose-phosphate phosphatase activity
Source: RefSeq, a predicted model, not a curated record
GUUUAGAAAAACGACCUGCGAAAAAAAAUAAAAAAUUUGCAUAAAAUUAACUGCGAAUCUGAGUCUAGAUUGUGAGAAGUACAAGUAAAACAGAAGGAGAAGAAAUUGGGGAGGACGAUAGUUCAGCUUGCAUCACUCACUCCACUCUCUUGCGUAGAUACGAGAGUGCCACUUUUCGCUAACGCACAGCCUCAGCAAUCUUCCAUCUCUCAUUUCAAGUGUUAAAUACUGCUGUAGCUUGGAGAUUUAUGGAUACACAGCGCGACAAUGGAUCGGCUUAGUGGUUCUGCAUCUCUCAUGAUAGUGUCAGAUCUUGAUUUUACAAUGGUUGACCAUCUUGAUCAAGAGAACCUCUCUCUUCUUAGAUUCAAUGCUCUAUGGGAAGCCUAUUACCGACAAAAUUCUCUGCUUGUUUUCUCUACUGGGAGGUCACCUACAAUCUAUAAACAGUUAAAGAAUGAGAAGCCUUUGUUGACCCCUGAUAUAGCUAUAAUGUCUGUUGGAACUGAGAUUAUGUAUGGUGAAUCAAUGAUAAGAGAUGAUGACUGGGAAAAAUAUCUGAAUCACAAGUGGAACAAGGAAAUAGUCUUGGAGGAAACGGCCAAGUUUCCUGACCUUACUCCUCAGGCAGAAACAGAGCAAAGACCGCACAAGGUAAGCUUUUUUGUGGAGACUAUAAAAGCCUUGGAAAUUAUAAAGACUCUCAGAGAACUUCUAGAGAACCGUGGGCUUGAUGUGAAAGUGAUAUACAGCAACGCAAAGGCUUUGGAUAUUUUACCCAAGCGUGCGGACAAAGGACAAGCUCUUUCAUAUCUGCUGAAAAAAUUUAUAGCUAAUGGAAAAGUGCCUAUCAGUACUCUUGUGUGUGGUGACUCUGGUAAUGAUGCUGAACUCUUCAGCAUUCCUGAAGUAUAUGGUGUGAUGGUUAGCAAUGCCCAGGAGGAAUUAUUACAGUGGCAUGCAGGUAAUGCAAAGAAUAAUUCUAAAAUAAUUCAUGCAACAGAAAGAUGUGCAUCUGGGAUCAUACAAGCUAUUGGAAGCUUUAGACUCGGUCCAAAUGUUUCUCCAAGAGAUAUUAAGGACAUCCAAACAUGCAAAGGGGAAAUUUUUGGUCCCACUCAUGAAGUUGUGAAGUUUUAUUUGUUUUAUGAGAGAUGGCGAAAUGCAGAAGUUGAGAAAUCCAUUGAAUAUAUGAAAAUUUUGAGAUUAGUACUUUUUCCAUUGGGCACUUUUGUCCAUCCCUCAGGAGUUGAGCAAUCUGUUGAGCACUGCAUAGAAGCAAUGACAAGGUUGUAUGGAGAUAAGCAAGGAAAGCAAUAUCGGGUUUGGUUGGAUCAAGUGUCUGCAGCACAAGUUGGUUCAGACACAUGGCUUGUGAAGUUCUAUAAGUGGGAGUUGUCAGGGGCGGAGAGGCAUUGCUGUUUGACUACCGCCUUGCUUAGCUCAAAGGUAUAUCUGGAAACAAUUCUCUUCAUUUUCGUGGUCAUUUCCCUCCUUUAUCUACCGCUGAAUGGUGUCAUGGCCAAGGUACCGGAUGGUUUCACAUGGAUGCACAUGCAUCAGACUUGGUUGGAUGGUUCAGCACCAGAAAAGCAAACAACUUGGUUAUUCUAGGUUUCCAAUCAGAUAUUUGAAGGCCUGUCAUUAAUGGGCAUGCAUCAAGUGCAACUCUGCAAAAGUGGGAGAAGCAAGUGUCAUUCGCUGGUCUUUAUGUCCCCGAAGGAUGUUGGCGAUAUUUUGUCUCCUCUGAUUCUGCAGCCUUGUAUAUAUAAUUCGUCAUUUCUCACUGGAGUUGCUUUCAAGGCUGUCAGAUAUCUAGUUUAAACUCUUUUACUUGAAUUUAUAUUUUAAUUAAUCGUAUGCAAUAAUCUUUUCUUUUUGAUUUGCAUGCAUAAUGCUCAAAAGGGAGAGAGUUCAAGGAAAGAAAAGGAUGUAGUGAUUUGAAAUUGUUGGUAUAUUUAACUAGAGACGCUUACAAUUUUUUUCUUAGUA